Molecule: messenger RNA, 2429 nt
Organism: Rhineura floridana
Lineage: Eukaryota; Metazoa; Chordata; Lepidosauria; Squamata; Rhineuridae
Gene: PORCN
Product: porcupine O-acyltransferase
Exons: 15
Coding region: 283-1650 (455 amino acids)
Biological process (GO): protein palmitoylation; canonical Wnt signaling pathway; Wnt protein secretion
Cellular component (GO): endoplasmic reticulum; membrane
Molecular function (GO): Wnt-protein binding; palmitoleoyltransferase activity
Source: RefSeq, a predicted model, not a curated record
UUUACAUCUUGACUUGUAACUCCCUGAGGGGAAGAAGGCUAUUCACUGAAAGAUCCUAUGCUCUUAGACAACAAAUGCCUCAUUGUGCCACCUGCCAGGGAUGGCAAACGGGACCUUAUCAUAAUAACUAGUCAGUUUUACCAGAAACAGGUAUUGUCCACACCAUAUAAGGAGCUUCCUUCUCUGGUUCCUACGUGUCCACAGGCAGCUGGAGCUGGUAGUUACGUGCCAUUAUCAGUAUAUUGACUGACUGCCCAGAACUUUACAAAGGAGGCUGUGGCCAUGGCCACAUUCACACGGGAGGAGUUCUACCAGCAGUUACUGAGUGGCUGUGUGCUGCCCACUGCUCAGCAGGGUUUUGAGCAGGUCUGGACACUUCUGCUUUUGUGCCUAGUGUGUCGUCUCCUUUGGAGAUUGGCUCUGCCAUUCUAUGUCAAGCACCUGAGCACCGUGGCUAGUGGCUUCUAUGCCCUCUACCACUUCUUCCAGCUGCAGAUGGUGUGGGUUGUGCUCCUGAGCCUCCUGUGCUACCUGGUGCUGUUCCUGUGUCGCCACUCAACUCAGCGCGGUGUGCUGCUGUCCAUCACCAUCCUCAUCUAUUUGCUCAUGGGGGAGAUGCACAUGGUGGACACUGUGAGCUGGCAUAAGAUGAGAGGUGCCCAGAUGAUCGUGGCAAUGAAGGCUGUGUCAUUGGGCUUUGAUCUGGACCGGGGUGAGGUGCCAGCCAUACCCUCUCCAGUAGAGUUCAUGGGAUAUAUCUACUUUGUUGGGACUGUCAUCUUUGGACCCUGGUUCCGCUUCCGCACCUACCUGCAAGCUGUGGAGAGCAGGAGAAUGAGCUUCUCCUGGUUCCAGAAGGUCGGUCUGAGCUUCUUCCUCUGCCUUGUGUGCCUCAUCAUGUCCACUUGUGUGGCCCCCUACCUGUUUUCUUACUUCAUACCCCUCUACAGCUACAAGCUACUCAGGAAGAAGCGCAGAAGCAGGUGGCUCCGAGCUUACGAAAGCGCCAGCUCCUUCCACUUCAGCAACUAUUUUGUGGGCUUGCUGUCUGAAACAACUGCCACACUGGCAGGGUCUGGCUUCACGGAAGAGAAGGACAAUCUGAAAUGGGAUCUGACAGUGUCUCGCCCCUUGAAUGUGGAGCUGCCACGUUCUAUGGUGGAGGUAGUCACCAGCUGGAACCUGCCCAUGUCCUGUUGGCUGAACACCUAUGUCUUCAAGAACUCCUUGAAAUUGGGCACCUUCUCUGCAAUCAUUGUAACCUAUGCAGCAAGUGCCCUCCUACAUGGCCUGAGCUUCCAUCUGGCUGCUGUGUUGCUAUCUCUGGGCUUCAUCACUUAUAUUGAACAUGUUCUCCGAAAGAGGCUUGCUGUCAUCUUUGACGCCUGCAUACUCUCCAAGAGGUGCCAGCCAGGGUGUUCACAUCGCCACAACACGAAUCUUUGGGUUUAUCUCCUCAACCUGCUCUUUGGGGCUCUCACUGUCUUCCACUUGACCUAUCUAGGCUCAUUAUUUGACAUGGAUGCAGAUGACUCUGUGGAAGAGCAGGGCUAUGGCAUGGACUACACCAUUCGUAAGUGGUUUGAGCUGAGCUGGGCCAGCCACUGGGUCACCUUUGGUUGCUGGGUCUUCUACCGUCUCAUCAGCUGAACAGUGACCUCCACGUUGACUUGAGGAGAUGGAACUGUAGACCUCCUCCUCGUCUUCAAAAAAAUUGGAUGCCGUUGUGGGCCUGAGUGCCCAAUGGACACACACUGACUAAUCCCUUUUCCUGCUGGGACACUUGUGGAGGGAAGGGCCUCUGGUCAGGGUAUACCAUGCGCCACGCCGUGGACAGGUUCUGACCCAAUGCCCUCUGAAGGAAGCGAAUUCGGUCCCACUUGAAAAGGGGCUAUUGAGAAAGCAGACAGAGGGGUUGGUUUUGUUUUUUUAAACAGCAUCCUUUUCUUCUUUUCAUGACUGCCUACCAGGAAAUGGCUGACCCUCUCUAUGCCCACCUUGGAGUUCCCUCUAAUGGCCAAGUGUGGAAAUUGCACCAGCUCUUGUCUCGCCCUCCUUGUAUGAUUUUAAUGUACUGUAAUGUUUUUUAUUAGACCUGUUGCCCCGUUAGCCUGUUGCAUGCUCUCUUCUUACCUCCUUCUGCUGUCUUGCGGCUGACCUUGGGAACUGCACCCGCUGCUGUCAAGGCACCCCUAAUUAUUGUUGGGAUUGCAGUCUCUUUUUUUGCAGUAAACUCUGAGACUGGUCGGGUGGAAUUAUGGUCUUUUUAAAUUGUGUAUCUGUUUCAAAUGUCCCCCUUUUUCUGUCUUGGAGGGAGGGGUGAUGUAUGCAAAUUAAGCAGCUUAGUAUAACUAAUUUGUGUUUUCAAGAUCCUGCUUUUAAAGGCUUUGGAAUUUUUGUUUUUUUAAACAAGGGCAGAAAGAAUGAAA